CCCCGCGUUCCUGCAGCCACCCCAGCCUCGCCAGGCGCUGCGCGGAGCUGUUGGAGCCCAGCCUGGCCCGUCCCGGCCGCCGCCAUCAUGCAGAGCCAGAGCCAGAGCCUGACCCCGCACGUGCACUGGGCGCAGCGGCACAGCGAGCUCUACCUGCGAGUGGAGCUGAGCGACGUGCAGAGCCCUGAGAUCACCAUUACGGAUAACAUGCUUCAUUUCAAAGCCCAGGGUCAUGGUGCCAAGGGGGACAACAUAUAUGAAUUUCAGCUUGCGUUUCUAGAACCGGUCAUGCCCCAACUGGUGUACAAAGUGACUCAAAGGCAGCUGAACAUCACCGUGCAGAAAAAAGAAAGCAACUGGUGGGAAAGACUCACCAAACAGGAGAGGCGCCCGUUGUUCCUAGCCCCUGACUUUGAUCGCUGGCUUGAUGAGUCGGAUGCUGAAAUGGAACUCAAAGCAAAGGAAGAAGAAGAAAGGAUUAACAAAAUCCGAAUUGAAUCCAGAGUCCCUAAAGACCCUUUCAGACAGCUGAAGAGAGGAUAUUUGUUCAUGUAUAAUCUUGUGCAGUUUUUGGGGUUCUCCUGGAUUUUUGUGAAUAUGACAGUUCGCCUGUUUAUCUUAGGAAAAGAUUCCUUCUAUGAUACAUUUCACACCAUUGCUGAUAUGAUGUAUUUCUGUCAGACGCUCGCAUUUAUAGAGAUCCUGAACUCACUAGUAGGAAUUGUCAGGUCGCCACUUGUACCUUCUUUGCUCCAGGUACUCGGAAGAAAUUUUGUCUUGUUUAUUGUCCUUGGAAAUGUGGAGGAAAUGCAAAGCAAAGCGGUGGUGUUCUUUGUAUUUUACUGCUGGAGUAUUAUUGAGCUAUUCAGGUAUCCAUUCUACAUGCUUUCCUGCAUUGAUAUAGAAUGGAAAUUACUAACUUGGAUCCGAUAUACCAUCUGGAUUCCUCUCUAUCCUUUAGGCAUCUUGGCAGAAGCCGUGUCUCUGAUUCAGGCCAUUCCGAUCUUCAGUGAAACAGGGAAGUUUAGUUUCACACUGCCGUAUCCGAUGAGCGCUACAAUCAAAUUUUCAUUCUUUCUUCAAAUCUAUCUUAUACUGUUAUUUUUAGGUUUGUUUAUAAACUUGCGUCACCUCUACAAGCAAAGGAGGCAGCACCUUGGAUCAAAAAAGAGAAAGAUGAAGUAAAACAGGGACUACAAUGCUUUCCUAGACCUAACUUAUCUUAAUGACAGGAGCCUCUGAUUCUUACAGUUUUACCUAUUAUAAUAAUGGAAAGGAUUUUCUACAGCUAAAUGAUCAUGUUAGAUUUCAGUGACUCUUCAGAUAGCAUUCCCAUACACUGUAUUGAGUUCCUCUUCAAUCAUAUAUGCAUGGCACUUAAUGUUGAACAAUGGCACUAUUUAAACGUGUUUCCUAUCAGUUACCAUCUUAUAAAAAGAAAUCCUAUUCGCAAAAAACUGAGCAGCUCUAACUGGGAAUAGAAUAGUUAUUUUUAAUUGGAUAUUUGCUCUUUUUCAGAUAUUGAAUGCAGAUAAGGCUUGUGAUACUGGGGUAUAAUAUUUCAGACCAUCCACUCCAUGCUACAUGAAACUGACUAGGAGUGGCCUGCGGAGCUGAGAAAUGUAUUUAUUAAUGGUCAGUGCUAGGUCUUCUUUUUUUCAGCAGGCUUUUGCUGAUGCAUUUAAACCUGGAAGCAACUAGUGUCAGCAUUGGACACCACCGGCUUGUUCUUAACGCAUGUACGAUAGGAAGGCUUCAUCUCGCUCCUCCAUGGAAUAGAAAUACGUAGUGGUGUCCAGCAGCCCCUGUCUGGCUACAUACAUCCUAGCCAGUCAUUAGUGGGAGCUACCUACUCCUUCAAAUUUUCCUCACCAGCUGAAAUAGCUGCUACUUCACACUGCCUUGUGAUCACUAACUCUGCCCUUCCAGAUGGUGAGAAUUUAAAUGCCCAAACUCAGAUACUGGAAAACCAGGCAGUGUAGGGGUGAGGUUCCAUUUCCUGCUAUUCUUCCCCCAGUAGCCCACAAAAAUUAGAAUUCCACCAGGAAAUGCAGAGGUAAAGCAGGCCUCCCUUGAGAUGAUCCCACACCCUUCCUUCUACUACCAUGUGGAGGCCAGGCCCUUGUCCGCUCCUCUUUGGGAAUGGUGGUGUAAGUGUUUGGCUCAAACCCUGUUAAGAAGGAAGCAAGCACCUGUUUUCCGAUUCCCUCAGUGCAGAAGACUGCAGCUAAGGAGUCUGCAUGCGAGGCUGGCCAUUUGCUUUUGGGGUGCAGUAUUGGGGGCCUAAGAAGUUAAGAGACCAUUUUGUAUUGUGUACCAGAUCUCAGCAAAUGGGAGGCAAGUGAUGUUUCAGGUAAAUUGUAAAAGUAAUUUUAUUUGUUUAAAACAAAGAAAGCCCCAUUGCUUAAAAAUGAGCUGUUUUGAAUAAAGGAUGCCAUGAUUAAAGUGACUCCUAUACCCCCACCCUGAUUUGCCAGGAUUUAGCCCUCUCUGACCCUUUGCAUUUUCUCUGAAAUUAACUAAAGUCUGAUUUAAAUAAACUUAAUUGUAAUCUUGACUACAGAGCAGUUAGUUGCACUGUUGACCCAGCUGAGUCUAGUACUCUUUCCCCCAGCAUCCACUGUAACUCUUGUGCAAGUUAAUUCCAGAGCGAUCAAUUUAUUUCCAUCCCACUGUUUGUAUGGCUUGGUUUUACAAAAGCGUAACGCCAGAAAAAAAAACAACGCUGCUAUAUUUUCAAU
Messenger RNA from Chelonoidis abingdonii (Abingdon island giant tortoise), 2741 nucleotides. It is a transcript of the gene HACD3, whose product is annotated as 3-hydroxyacyl-CoA dehydratase 3. Gene Ontology annotation, molecular function: 3-hydroxyacyl-CoA dehydratase activity. The record is from RefSeq and is a predicted model, not a curated record. Gene Ontology annotation, biological process: very long-chain fatty acid biosynthetic process; sphingolipid biosynthetic process; fatty acid elongation. Gene Ontology annotation, cellular component: endoplasmic reticulum membrane. NCBI's taxonomy places the organism in Eukaryota, Metazoa, Chordata, Testudines, Testudinidae.